Molecule: messenger RNA, 1581 nt
Organism: Tarenaya hassleriana
Lineage: Eukaryota; Viridiplantae; Streptophyta; Magnoliopsida; Brassicales; Cleomaceae
Product: transcription factor PIF7-like
Exons: 6
Coding region: 318-1418 (366 amino acids)
Cellular component (GO): nucleus
Molecular function (GO): protein dimerization activity
Source: RefSeq, a predicted model, not a curated record
CAAUCACUGCCACAUGUUGUGUUUCAAAAAUCUUCAUCAACUAGACAAAAUCCUCAGAGACUGUCCGAGACAGGGGACCAAACUCGAGAGAGAGAGAGAGAGAGAGUCUUUAUUAGUGUGCUGCAAAGACUUGAAGGCAAGAGAAGAAACUGCAUGAGUGGUCGCUGUACUGUGAGGAGUUGGAACAGAGGAAUUACCCAAUUGACCGAUCACCACGGAUCGUACAAGAGGAAGAAGAAGAGGAAGAAGACGAAGACUGAGAUUUACUUCAGCUCUCCCCACACGUGCGGAUUCACUGCGCCUCUCCUCUUGUCCACAUGUCGAGCUAUGGAGUCAGAGAGCUCACAUGGGAAAAUGGGCAAUUAACUGUCCAUGGUUUAGGAGAAAUUUUGCAGCCGAACACCUCGUCUAGGCCCAUAUGGACCGAACCUCUCGGCGGCUGCGAGACCUUGGAGUCCGUGGUUCACCAGGCUGCUCUGCAGAGCAAGCAUCCGAGCCAGGAUGGUCCGAACCACCAACCGGGCAACAGGGACGGUCCAGGGGCGAGAAAACGUCAGCAUUGGGAUGGAGAUUUGUGGUUUGGGUUGCAAGAGGAGAGCCUCGGGCUCGGUCAGAGUCUCUCCGCAAGUGCCAGUCUUUCCAACGACACAAGAUCUAUGUCUUGGGCAUCUUUCGAGUCUUGUCGGAAUUUGAAAACAGCCAGAACUAGAGGAAAAGACCAUGUCCGUUCAGGAUCGGAAACACAAGAAACAGAAGGAGAAGAACAAGAGACGCAGGAGGGAAGAGAACGUUCUUGCAGAAGAAGAGGAAAGGCUGCAGCCAUUCAUAAUGAAUCCGAGAGGAGACGACGAGAUAGGAUCAAUCAGAGGAUGAGGACACUUCAGAAGCUACUUCCUAAUGGAAGUAAGAUGGAUAAAGUCUCGAUCUUGGACGACGUGAUCGAGCAUCUGAAACAGCUGCAAUCUCAAGUCCAGUUUAUGAGCAUGAGAUCCAACUUACCACAUCAGAUGAUGAUGAUGAUGCCGCCAUUGCCACCCCAAUCCGUUCUCAGCAUGCAACACCAGAAACAGCAACAGCAACAGCAACAACAGCAACAGCAACAGCAACAACAACAACAACAACAAUUUCAGAUGGCUCUUCUCACGACAAUGGCGCGUAUGGGAAAUGCUUUAGGAGGAGGUUAUGUUCAUCCUCCACCACCACUGAUGGUUCCUCCCAUGACAAACAGAGACUGCAACAACUGUUCUUCAGCCGCCAUGUCUGAUCCUUACAGCGCUUUCUUUGCACAGACAAUGAACAUGGAUCUUUACAACAAAAUGGCUGCAGCUAUCUAUAAACAACAGUCCGACCAAACCACACAGGUAACUGCUACGACCAACAUUCCCUCUCAUGCUUCAGAUCAUGAGAAAGGAGAUUGAUCUAAGAGUAUUAUGUGUGUGUGUGUGUAUAUAUAUAUAUUGCCUUGUAUUUAUCAACAUUAGAUUGAAAUAAAUGUUUGCUGCUGUAUAAAUACUCCAUUAUCUUCAGACAUCGAACUCAGCACAAACAAAGCCCAAUUUUUAAUUGACUAAACAAGUUGAA